CCUCCGAGGAGUAGACAGAAGUACUGUAUGAUUCUACAACUCUUCGCUACAAUUAAUUGGAUAAAACACAACUUUUAUGUGCAAAUAUUUGGCUUGCUUAUAAGCUAUCUAUCAUUCGCUACGCAGACAUUAUUUUCAGAGCAGGUAAAAAGCUUUAAAUAUAAGCUGUAUCCUGAUGGAGACAUCAGUCAGCAAUACUUCUUGGGAAGAUGAAGCAAAGUCAGAUGAAGCUUCUUCCAGUGAAGAAAGUGAACAUGACAACAAGAGUGAUUUUGGAGAAGAGGAAGAAGAGGAGGAGGAAGAAGAAAGCAGGGAUGAGGAUGCAUCUGACGGUAUGAUACAAGACAAUGCCUCUGAUGGUAUGGUACAAGACAAUGCCUCUGAUGGUAUUGUACAAGACAAUGCCUCUGAUGGUAUGGUACAAGACAAUGCCUCUGAUGGUAUGGUACAAGACAAUGCCUCUGAUGGUAUGGUACAAGACAAUGCAUCUGAUGGUAUGAUGCAAGACAAUGCAUCCGACAGUGUGAUACAAGACAAUGUGUCGCUUUCAAAAGAUAUCGAGGAUAAUGUACCUGAGGAAAAUGCAUCAGCUGAUGAUAAGAUCUUGUUUGAUAACAGUGACAAUGCUGACACAAGUUGUGAAAAAGAUGAUGAUAGUUUUGCUGAGGAUAAUGAAGAAUUAGAUGAUGUAAAAAAAAAGGCAGCUACAGAUGUAGGUAAUAAGUCGUCAGAUGUUUUGAAUGAAACUGAAGUAACCGAAUGUAAUGAAGAAAAACAAGAUGUAGAUGAUGCUAAUACUGAUGAAGUUGAACAAAAUAAUUUAGCUGAUUCUAGCAAUGAAGAAGGAUUUGGUGGGAAUUCUUCAAAUGAAAAUUUGUCUGAGUCAGAGCUUAAAGCAACAUCAUCAGUACCUACAUCUAGCAAUGAUAAGGAUAAGGAUGUUAAAGAAGUUGUUGAAAAUUCAAAGCAAACUGAACCUAGUUUUGAUACAGAGAAUGAGCAAAAUGCUAAUGAAGACAGUGUAAAAAUUAGUCCAAUUGAAAACAGGUUAAGUGAGAAGAGAAUAGUUAAAAUCCGUGAUAGUGGCAUUCUUCCACAACCAUCUCUAUCAGAAGAACACGUGGAGUUGGAUUAUGAUGAAGAAGAUAUGGAAGAAACAUCAGCAAGAACAGUUUCUAUGGAAGUAAAAACUGACAAGGAGGAAAAAGAUGAAGGAGAAUGGGAGAAAGAGAAAAAGGAGGCUGUGUUAUCAGAUAGAGAUGAUGGAGAAGUGGAUGAUGAUGAUGAUUGUGAAGAAGGUGAAAUACGUGAACCUGGCAGCAAGAAACCAUUCCAAAAGCCACUUUGCCGAUUCUUUUCCAAAGGUCACUGUACAUGGGGUGCUUCCUGUAGAUUUUUACAUCCAGGAGUCAAUGAUAAAGGCAAUUAUCGGCUAAUUGAGCGUCCUGGUUUCAACAAUGGAUUUGGAAUGACCACCACUAUAAGAGGAAGGAGACCACCUUUUGGAGCUGCUGCACCAUGGGUACCUGAUGUUCCACUUAUACCAGAUAUACCACCUCCAAGAGAAGAGCCUCCUGCUGAAACUGCUUGGGAAAGAGGUCUUCGCUAUGCAAAAGAGUUGAUGAAGAAAGCUAUUCAGAGAAAAGAGCAAGAAACUAACUUUGAAGAAAAACGCUUAAACCUUGGCUUAGAGGAAGAGAGGGAGCAGAAUAAAGAAAAUGAACAGAAACGUAUUAUGAAAGAUCCUUACUAUGAUUUGGAAGAUGAAGAUGAUUAUUAUAAGACACAUGUACAUGGCUGGCAAACAGGACAGUAUGAAAACUUUGAAGUUCGCUGGACAAGAGAACCUGAUCAUAUCAACAGUGCAUAUCAUGGGAGUAGAGAACGGGAAAGAGACCGUCAUCCUGCUCUUCUCCCCACCAGGGAAGUACAGCGGCAACCAUAUGGCUCACCAGUGGAGCGAUUAGAUCGUAUGGAUAGAAUAGACAGAGUGGAAAGAAUUGAACGUAUGGACAGGAUGGAAAGAAUUGAGAGGUAUGAUGUAAAUAAAAGGCGAGAUGAACGCAGAGAAGCAAGAGAUAUGCGUGAGCCUAGAGAUGUCCGAGAACCAAGGGAGAUGAGAGAGAUGCCCAGCACUAGGGAUGUUAGAAUUGAUAAUAGAAUUGAUAAUAGAAUUGAUAACCGAGUUGAUGGACGUUGGCGGGAUGAUCGUCGGGGUGAUGACCGCAAUUCAGAAGACAUCAACCCACAGAGACCCCGGGCUGAUGAAUGGAGAGAUCCCUGGCGACGGUCGAAAUCUCCAAAGAGCAAACGUCGUAAUUCACCUUCUCGUAGCUGGUCCAGAGGCAGGCGGCGUACUCGACGUUCAUAUAGUGUGUCUUCAUACUCUUCAAGUUCAUAUUCUAAUUCAUUCCGCUCCAGGUCCUCGUCUUACUCUUCCUACACUAGUCGGUCAUCAUACAGCCGGUCUUCAUCAUAUAGUUCAAGAUCAUCUCUAUCUAGAUCAAGGUCUCGUAGUAUUCCUGCGUCGGCUAAAAGACCAGUUCCACAAAAGUUACCUCCGUCUUCAAACACUGAAAAGAAAUUGCUUCCCAAAGCCAGUGAAGCACCAAAGAGUGCUGUGACUGUUAGAUCUAAAAUGCAUGUAAGUCCAGAAAAACGAAAAAUCCCUGGAUCUCAGCCUACUGGGGGAUUGCCUUCAAAACAACCCCCUCUUCUAGAUAGGGGUCGAAGAAAGGAACGUGUAUCUCCACGACUCACCCGGAGCUGGAGUGGCAGUUCAAGUGGCAGUAGUUUAUCACAUUCACUGUCCAGAUCUCACUCUUUAUCCCGUUCAAGAUCCCGUUCACAAAGUCGGUCUUCAUCAUCAUCCUUUUCACGGUCUCGCAGUGCUAGUAGCAUUUCAUCUCUUAGCAGUACAGGUUCAUCAAGUUCUAGUGGAAGUGCUGAUUCAGAGCAUCUUUACCGUGAUAUUGCCAGUCCAGCAAGUUCCCGUGGCAAAUCACCUUCACACAGACUUAAAGAGAAAGAAAGAAGCCGUCAAAAAAUAGUACGAAGUAGUAAGCCAUCAAAUAGUCAAAUCUCAUCAAAACCACAUACUGGCCAGCCUGUGCCGUCAAAAACUCAAAAGCCAGAAAGUAGGCAAGGUGGGCAACAACAACAACAACAGCAACAACAACAACAACAACAGCAGCAGCAGCAGCAACAGCAACAACAACAGCAACAACCUCAUCACCACCACCACCAUCAUCACCAUCAUCAUGCUGCAGCAGAUUCAUCUGCUACCACAAGAACCACAAGUACAGGGCCACCUAGUAGUACUUCAGUUUUACCCAGCAAAACUAAAGAUCCCUUAAAAAUUGUUGGACAGAAAUCUAACAUCAAACUAACUCUCAUCAGCAAGCCUUCUGAGAAGGAAUCAACUGCCCAGAGUAGAAAAAGAUCUGCAGAUACUAGUGUAGCAUCUUCCGCCAAAAGACAGGCACUAACUGCUUUAUCCUCUAAGCCACCAGAUAAACCUACGAAAGCUCAACUAAAUAGAACAGAGAAGUCAGAUGCUGUUCUACCACGAAUUAAACCAGCCCCUAUAAUGCAACCUUCUACUAUGCAGUCUAACUUGGUUCCCCCUGCUAAAACAAGUGCAAAAGCUUUCUUACCUAUGAAACCUGGACUCCCAAGAACUGGUGCCAUAUCCAUUAGCAGCAGUGGAGCCUCAUCUGUGAGCUCAGCUCCUGCUGUUGUUACUACUGCUGCUGCUGCUAGUGCUAGUGCUGCUGCCCCUGUUGCUGCUGUCACAGGUGCAGCUGCCACCAAAGCGAAAAAGAGUACAUCGUCACGUCGAGAGGAGCUUCUGAAACAAUUGAAAGCUGUUGAAGAUGCAAUUGCCAGAAAGCGAGCGAAAAUGAAUUGAUGAUAUCCAUUCCACUAGGUUAUUACUUGUAUAAAUGUGUGAGUUAAUAAAAGGGUGGUGAUGGUGGUGAAGUGAAGUACUUUUUUUUUUUUAAUAGAAAAAAAAAAAGUAGGAAACAAAAAAUCUUAAACAACUGUCUUAAAUAUCCUUGCUCCUCUCACAUACAGAAUUUUCUUUUCUUUUAUUGAUUUCCAAGUUGGUGAUAGUCGACAAAAAAAUGUUAAAAAAAAAAAAAAAAAAAAAGAAACCUUUCCUUUCAUGUUUCUCCAAGCUCAUGAUUUAGUUUUAACAAUUAUCGUGAUCGUAAUCGUCUUUUAUUCACAUCACAUUUUCUCAACUUGAUUUACUUUGUGAUUUUUUUUUUUUUUUUUUUUUUGUUGCAGAUUGAUACAUGUGUGUAAGUGUGUGUCUGUCUGUCUUUCUGUCUAUCUGAGUAUUAAUGUUGAGGAGGAUGUAGGCUUGAGUAGAAAGCCAAAACACAGAAGAAAAAAAAAAAAAAAUCUCUUGU
Molecule: messenger RNA, 4418 nt
Organism: Octopus sinensis (East Asian common octopus)
Lineage: Eukaryota; Metazoa; Mollusca; Cephalopoda; Octopoda; Octopodidae
Product: zinc finger CCCH domain-containing protein 18
Exons: 18
Coding region: 176-3910 (1244 amino acids)
Molecular function (GO): metal ion binding
Source: RefSeq, a predicted model, not a curated record